UCCACGACGAAAUGACUUUUGGAGGCUCGGAAGAUGUUAUUCGUAAUCAGCUCGUUAAACUGAAUCUGAAUAUGUAUAAUAAAGUCAAAAAUAAAUUCCACUGUAAGUUUGCAUUAGCUGAACCUUACCUGCAUUUGUUAUGAAAGCGUCUCUUUGAUUCUCUGCACACAUUUUCCUUCAAUAAUAACAAAUGUUUCAAUAACUAGAUGGCAACUACGCUAUGAGAAGUUAGACAGUUACAAUACGGAAACAACUUAAGGGUCACUUUCUAAAAGGGUCAAGCAGAGAGCGACUGAAGUAGCCCGAGAUCAGGUUCGUAUUUAUAUAGUAUCUACUGCAGUGUUGGACGACACUAGUUUAUGGUUAAAGGAAGCAAACGCUCGCGCUAUCAUCUGAAAAAAUACACAGAAAUAAAUAAAACAUUUAUCUUAAUGAAGAACAAGUGCUUUAGCUUGAAAUUUUAUCAUAGAUUUUAAAUAGUAUGGCGGAUAUGUGGUAAAAGUAUUUCAGCUCCAGACUGGUUUCUUCGAUCGCAACGGAGAUGUUAAGAUCCAGAGUUAUAAAAUUUAUAUCUGUCGACAGCAAAGAACUUAUAUAUUGCAACUUUGCUAAAUAUUUUUCAGGUGUUGGCGCUAGUUUCUGCUAGUCUGUAAACCAACACAAAAAUGUUUCCUUUUACCCAGAAACUAGUCUCAUCUAACACUAGAUACUGUAUAAAUACGAACCUGACGUGGAGCUACUGCAAUCAUUCUCUGUCUGAAUCUCUCAGACAAAGACUCUUGACUAGGACAGAGCAGGCUAAAUAUAUAGCAGAGAUUAGAAGUUUUCUAUUCUAAGUGCUAAAGCUCUGCUCGCUUAUUGUAUAAAAAAUCGCACGUGGAUAGAAGAGCAAAGGUAGUAAUUAAUCGAAUCGAUCGAUGUUCUCGAUAACAAUUUUCGAGUUUACAUAGUUCAUGCUCAUGGGUUGAGAGAAAAGGGUAAUGUGCGUAUUAAACGUAUGUAUUCUGUACUCAAAGAUCCGUUGGCACUCCACACUGUCAGUUGUAGCUCUUAGCCUAAUGAGAGACUUGAAACUCAUCAAAUUCUGUCCCAAGUUGACCUCUCAAAGCUAGAUAGCUUGUCUAAAUGGAACUGAUAAGCUCAAUUUCCAGUCGAGAUUUUGUCCGUGGGAGAUGCUCAAAUCUCAUUGGUCUCAGAAUGAUAAAAACCGUGUUGAUAACAUUUCUUUUUUUAAAAGUGCAAUAGAUGGACCACAUUGUUUUGUGGUGGGAUAAGAAGAGAUAUAAAUAGCGUCUGGGGGAACUAUGAAUUAUGUUUCGUAACAAUUUAAUCAUGAUAAGAGACCCAUCGUAUUAGUAGUGUACCAGCCAUCGUUUCAGGUGCGGAUGCUGACAACUGUCGCUUGAAAAGUUUGAAGUCUUUUCGAACGUGUUAGUUGCUGUACCUCGAUAUCUUCUCUACAAUCGACAGGCUUCACAGAUGGUCAGCUAUACUAUGACAACAUAUUGAUGAAGCUGUAAAGACUCCUAACUCUUUCCAGUUCUUUCAAGCUCGAGCUCCCCAUGCAUGCUUACGAACGAUUUACUUGUGUUCUGACAAGCCAGAAGAACUAUAUUGUACGCCACAGCAUAGUAAGUAUGCUGUCGAACGGGUGAUCUGUGGCACACGACGAUAAGUAAUUUGCCCUAGGGGCGUUAAGCCCAGCUGUUAUAGUGGUGCGGUCAGUUGUAUAUCUACACUUUAGAAACGCCCACGCAUAGGUGGGCCGGGAAAAACUUUUUAGGGUGUGCAAUAAAUUUUUAGAGUAUUGUAUACACAAACGUCCUUCCCUUCAUCCUUUUUGUCCGUGCUAACGCAUGUUUUCCCUUCAUUUAAACUGUACAUCAAAUUUUUCGAUCAAGAAUUGUUCUUUCUUUAUUUUCAACUUCGGACAGAUAUUUUGCUGCGAAAUAUAAUUCUUCACAGGGCAAUAACUGCUUAUUACGUUAUUGUCCUUGAUAUUUUUUUCUAGGUGGGGCAAUCGCCCUGCUGUUGGCCAGCCAAAGCGCCCACCGAAAGAUGAAGUUCUUCAAUCAUUAGUAUCGACCCUAUAAUUGCGUUAUGAAAAGACAGGAAGCGAAAAUUGUUCAUGUCUAAGUUUUCUUCCUUUUCAGAAGUUGAGAGCUGGAGUCCCGCAAUUACAACAACAACGACAACAAUCAGGUCAGGUGAUACAGAACUCGACGUUGACAAUUUAAUAUCUCGAUUAUUAGAAGUUAGACGAUGUCAACCGGGAAAAAACGUACAGUUGACGGAAAUAGAAAUUCGUGGCCUUUGUUCAAAAUCACGCGAACUCUUUCUUAGUCAAGCAAUGCUUCUUGAGCUUGAGCCGCCAUUGAAAAUAUGCGGUGAUAUUCAUGCUUUUCUAAUAGGCCAAUAUACAGAUCUUUUGCGUUUAUUUGAACUUGGUGGAUUCCCACCAGAAAGUAGUUAUUUGUUUUUGGGUGAUUAUGUCGAUCCAGGUUUAUCACCCGAUUUACAAUCAAUGGAACAAAUUCGACAAAUAAUGCGGCCAACAGAUGUUCCUGAUACUGGCUUAUUAUCUGAUCUGCUAUGGUCAGAUCCUGAUGAAAGCAUACAAAAUUGGAAUGAAAACGAUGCGGGCGUCUCGUUUAGCUUUGGUGCAGACGUUGUUGCACAAUUUUUGAAACUACAUGAUAUGGAGCUCAUUUGUCGAGCACAUCAGGUUGUGUCAGAUGGUUACCAAUUUUUUGCUAAUCGUCAAUUGGUGACUGUUUUUUCCGCUCCAAACUAUUGUGGUGAAUUCGACAAUGAUGGGGCGAUGAUGGCGGUCGAUGAAACUCUGAAAUGCACAUUUCUGAUUUUGAGAAAAGAUGGCUACAAUUCUGGUUGGUCCCAUGACUCAAUUGCAUGUACCAUAAGUGUAAUUCCACAAACAAAAGAAAAUAACAAAUAA
This is a messenger RNA of Didymodactylos carnosus, 2956 nucleotides long. The record is from the annotation of a GenBank genome assembly. NCBI's taxonomy places the organism in Eukaryota, Metazoa, Rotifera, Eurotatoria, Philodinida, Philodinidae.